AUGACUUGGACAAUCCGACUCUUUCGACAACAACCCUCCCGACUUAUCUCCCACCCCCGGUUGUCGACCAAUUUCGCCAUGGCCGAUAUCGAUGUCAAGCUCGCUUCGUGGAAGCUGGUCGAGGUUGGCCGCCUCGUCCUGAUCCGCCGCGGCCCCUUCGCUGGCAAGCUCGCCGCCAUUGUUGAGAUUGUCGACCACCGCCGUGUCCUGGUCGACGGUCCCUCUGGUGAGGAGCAGAAGACCGUGCCCCGUCACCUCUGGGCCAAGAACGAGAUCGAUGGCAAGUGGGCCAAGUCCACCUUCGCCCAGAAGACUGAGAAGGCCGACCGCCGCAAGAACCUGAGCGACUUCGAGCGCUUCAAGGUCCUGCGUCUUCGCAAGCAGGCCCGCUACGAGGUUCAGAAGUCUUUCGCCAAGGUCCGCGCUACCGCUGCUAAGUCAUAA
This is a messenger RNA of Penicillium maclennaniae, 444 nucleotides long. Its product is annotated as 60S ribosomal protein eL14. NCBI's taxonomy places the organism in Eukaryota, Fungi, Ascomycota, Eurotiomycetes, Eurotiales, Aspergillaceae. Gene Ontology annotation, cellular component: cytosolic large ribosomal subunit; ribosome. The coding region runs from base 1 to 444 and encodes 147 amino acids. Gene Ontology annotation, biological process: ribosomal large subunit biogenesis; translation. The record is from RefSeq and is a predicted model, not a curated record. The transcript has 6 exons. Gene Ontology annotation, molecular function: structural constituent of ribosome; RNA binding.